AGAAAUUCAAACUGAAAUUUAAAAAGAAAAAGCUAAGAAAACAAAAAUGGCGGCUCCAGCUGUGGAGGGAGCAGCUGUGACGGCCCUCCGUUCGGUCCUACUCCGAGUCCGACACGCAGCGGAGCGCGCGGGAACGCGACCCGAACGGGUUCGGACCGUGGCCGUGUCGAAGACCAAACCCGACUCCCUCAUCCGCCAAGUUUAUGACGCCGGUCACCGCUGCUUCGGCGAGAAUUACGUCCAAGAAAUUGUCCAGAAAGCCCCUCAGCUGCCUGAGGAUAUUGAGUGGCAUUUCAUUGGGCAUUUACAGAGUAACAAGGCUAAAACGCUUCUCGGUGGAGUGCCAAAUCUAGCAUUGUUUGAGGGUGUAGAUAACGAGAAGAUUGCAAACCAUCUUGACCGUGCAGUUUCAAACCUUGGGAGGAACCCUCUGAAGGUUUUCGUACAAGUAAAUACAAGUGGAGAAGCAUCAAAAUCAGGGAUAGAUCCUUCAGGUUGUAUUCAGCUUGCAGAAUAUGUUAAAUUGCGCUGUCCAAAUUUGGACUUUUCUGGCUUAAUGACGAUAGGGAUGCCAGACUACACAUCAACACCAGAGAACUUCAGGACACUAUCAAACUGUAGAGUUGAGGUUUGUAAAGCACUUGGAAUGGCAGAGGAUGAGUGUGAGCUGUCGAUGGGCAUGUCUGGCGACUUUGAGCAAGCGAUUGAAAUGGGCAGUACAAACGUGAGGGUUGGCUCGACCAUCUUCGGACCACGGGACUAUUCAAAAAAGCUGCCGAAUUGAUGCCAUAGAGUUUGUUGUAGUUGCUUGAAUAACCAAUGUAUACUUUGUGUAAUCAUUUAAUUGACAAAAUUUGCCAAAUCCAUGUAAUUCUUCUCUUCUCAUACUCUUGUUCUUGAUUGUAUUCUAGCUUCUGUACAUAUUGGCAAAUAUAAUGGAGUAUAACUUUAUUGCCAUUCUUAUUCCUGUGGGGAAUUGUAAAAGAAGUUAUCAAGAUUCAUGAUUCAAACUCUACUAUUCUUUUAA
Molecule: messenger RNA, 1027 nt
Organism: Theobroma cacao (cacao)
Lineage: Eukaryota; Viridiplantae; Streptophyta; Magnoliopsida; Malvales; Malvaceae
Product: Putative pyridoxal phosphate-dependent enzyme, YBL036C type
Cellular component (GO): intracellular anatomical structure
Molecular function (GO): pyridoxal phosphate binding
Source: RefSeq, a predicted model, not a curated record